AUGACAUGUGGCCACCGUGUGGCCCUAAGGGGUGGCCAUGACAUGUCGCCACCGUGUGGCCGUAAGGGGUGGCCACGGAGUAGCGCGAGGCGGUCGCAGCGCCCAACCCAGGAUGAGGUGGCGCACACGGUGUGGCCCACAGGCGGGUGGCCAUCACGUGGCCCCACGGUGUCUGGCCACGGAGCGGUGCGGUGCGGGGUAGCCGAGAUCUCAUGCUGGAGCCUCAGGCGUACACAACAGCGCCUCUCUACCCCAGAGUGCUUCUCUACCCCAGAGCGACUCUCUACGCCAGAGCGCCUCUCUACCCCAGAGCGACUCUCUACGCCAGAGCGACUCUCUACCCCAGAGCGACUCUCUACGCCAGAGCGACUCUCUACCCCAGAGCGACUCUCUACGCCAGAGCGCCUCUCUACCCCAGAGCGACUCUCUACCCCAGAGCGACUCUCUAUGCCAGAGCGACUCUCUACGCCAGAGCGCCUCUCUACCCCAGAGCGACUCUCUACGCCAGAGCGACUCUCUACGCCAGAGCGACUCUCUACCCCAGAGCGCCUUUCUAUGCCAGAGCGACUCUCUACGCCAGAGCGACUCUCUACGCCAGAGCGACUCUCUACGCCAGAGCGACUCUCUACGCCAGAGCGACUCUCUACCCCAGAGCGCCUUUCUACGCCAGAGCGACUCUCUACGCCAGAGCGCCUCUCUACCCCAGAGCGCCUCUCUACCCCAGAGCGCCUCUCUACCCCAGAGCGCCUCUCUACACCAGAGAGCCUCUCUACCCCAGAGCGCCUCUCUACCCCAGAGCGCCUCUCUACCCCAGAGCGCCUCUCUACCCCAGAGCGCCUCUCUACCCCAGAGCAGCGCCUCUCUACCCCAGAGCGCCUCUCUACCCCAGAGCGACUCUCUACCCCAGAGCGACUCUCUACGCCAGAGCGACUCUCUACGCCAGAGCGCCUCUCUACCCCAGAGCGACUCUCUACGCCAGAGCGACUCUCUACGCCAGAGCGACUCUCUACCCCAGAGCGCCUUUCUAUGCCAGAGCGACUCUCUACGCCAGAGCGACUCUCUACGCCAGAGCGACUCUCUACGCCAGAGCGACUCUCUACGCCAGAGCGACUCUCUACCCCAGAGCGCCUUUCUACGCCAGAGCGACUCUCUACGCCAGAGCGCCUCUCUACCCCAGAGCGCCUCUCUACCCCAGAGCGCCUCUCUACCCCAGAGCGCCUCUCUACCCCAGAGCGCCUCUCUACCCCAGAGCGCCUCUCUACCCCAGAGCGCCUCUCUACCCCAGAGCGCCUCUCUACCCCAGAGCGCCUCUCUACCCCAGAGCGCCUCUCUACCCCAGAGCGCUUCUCUACCCCAGA
Procambarus clarkii (red swamp crayfish) is the source of this 1358-nucleotide messenger RNA. Lineage: Eukaryota; Metazoa; Arthropoda; Malacostraca; Decapoda; Cambaridae. The record is from RefSeq and is a predicted model, not a curated record.